AUGACAGAGAUGAUCUGUCAAUGGAGUUUUAACAAACACAAGAAGAGAUUCAUUGCAAGCGAUGAUCUAAAAAAACACAACCAACCUGGAGAUCUAUGGAUCUCCAUCCAAGGCAAAGUCUACGACGUCUCCCACUGGGUUAAAUCCCACCCCGGAGGCGAAGCAGCGAUCCUAAACCUCGCCGGUCAAGACGUCACCGACGCCUUCAUCGCUUACCAUCCCGGAACCGCAUGGCGCCACCUCGAAAACCUCCACAACGGUUACCACGUGAAAGACCACCACGUGUCCGACGUGUCGCGUGACUACCGUCGUUUAGCCGCGGAGUUUUCAAAACGCGGACUCUUCGAUAAAAAAGGUCACGUGACUCUUUACACGCUCACGUGCGUCGCUUUGAUGCUCGCGGCGGUUAGCGCUUACGUGGGACAUGACUCUGGUCAUUACAACGUGACGUCGACGAAGCCGUGUAAUAAACUCGUCCAGCUUCUGUCUGGUAACUGCAUCACUGGGAUAUCGAUCGCGUGGUGGAAAUGGACGCACAACGCUCACCAUAUCUCUUGUAAUAGUCUUGACCACGAUCCUGACCUCCAGCACAUCCCUGUCUUAGCCGUCUCCAACAAGUUCUUUAAGUCGAUGACGUCACGUUUCUAUGGGAGGAAGUUGACGUUCGAUCCACUAGCUCGGCUCUUGAUCAGUUACCAACACUGGUCGUUUUAUCCAAUCAUGUGUGUGGGGAGAAUCAAUCUCUUUGUCCAAACGUUACUUUUGCUAUUCUCGAGACGUCACGUUCCUGAUCGAGCCUUGAACAUAGCUGGGAUUCUUGUUUUCUGGACGUGGUUUCCUCUUUUAGUAUCCUUCCUACCAAACUGGCAAGAGAGGAUCAUCUUUGUAUUCAUAAGCAUGGCUGUCACGGCGAUUCAACACGUUCAGUUCUGUUUAAACCAUUUUGCGGCAGAUGUUUACACCGGUCCGCCUAAUGGGAACGAUUGGUUCGAGAAGCAGACCGCCGUGCCUACUAUGAUGCACCUGAAGUAUUACGUAACCAUUACGGCCGUGACUUUGACGUAUGGAGCACUGGAGUUAUGUGGUUCUGCUCCUUUUGAUGCUGGAACUGAUCGUGCUAUCUUUAGAGAGAUUUUCAGGGAGUGCCAAGGAUCUUACAACGAAAAUGCUUGGCCGUGCUUGGAUACAUGUCCAUCAAGCAUCGGCUUGACGACCGAUUACUAUAAAAGAGGUUUUGGGGCCAAUUUCCCAAAUGAUCAGUUAGCAGAUAUGGUUCAAGCAACUUAUAUUUGA
Molecule: messenger RNA, 1293 nt
Organism: Brassica napus (rape)
Lineage: Eukaryota; Viridiplantae; Streptophyta; Magnoliopsida; Brassicales; Brassicaceae
Product: delta(8)-fatty-acid desaturase 2-like
Exons: 6
Coding region: 1-1293 (430 amino acids)
Biological process (GO): lipid metabolic process
Cellular component (GO): membrane
Molecular function (GO): oxidoreductase activity, acting on paired donors, with oxidation of a pair of donors resulting in the reduction of molecular oxygen to two molecules of water
Source: RefSeq, a predicted model, not a curated record